Menidia menidia (Atlantic silverside) is the source of this 1407-nucleotide messenger RNA. NCBI's taxonomy places the organism in Eukaryota, Metazoa, Chordata, Actinopteri, Atheriniformes, Atherinopsidae. The record is from the annotation of a GenBank genome assembly.
UCUAAUCAACUCUUCCUUCUGCCAUAGGAAGAGUGAAGGACUUUUCUGCUUCCUUACCCUAAUAACCCCACCCCUGUCCUCUCGCUUUGACUCUCUCACUUCACUAGUCAGUGAGAAACUGCCUUCUUGCUCAACGUGGAACACGUUUUCACAGUGAAACAGCAACAACCGAAGCUCCUCCCUUUCAGCACAUCUGGAGCAGCGUUAGAGAAAGGGGGCGCAUUCCACGAGUCUGCUCAUUUCUGUACCACUGGAACAAUUAGUGCAAAGUAAUUCCGUUUGUAGGGACAACAUUUCUGAGUGAAAGUGCACUUCAGCAUUCCUCUGUCUGACUUUGGUGUGCUGGUUUCCUGAACACACCCCGGUGCUGCACUGAGGCUGCUCCCCUCUGAAUCAAACAGCAGACACAGGCAGACAGCGACUCCAAACUGCAGGAUGCCUUUGGGAGGAGGGAACAAGUGUGGCCGCUGCUCAAAGACCGUUUACUUUGCAGAGGAGGUUCUCUGCGACGGGCGGAGCUUCCACAGGUCCUGCUUCCUGUGCAUGGUAUGUGGGAAAAACUUGGAUAGCACCACUGUCGCCGUUCAUAUGGAUGAAGUCUACUGCAAGGCAUGCUAUGGCAAGAAAUAUGGGCCAAAAGGCUACGGUUAUGGUCAGGGAGCAGGGACCCUGAGCAUGGAUAAAGGGGAGUCCCUGGGUAUUACACAUGAAACACCGGCUCCACAUCGUCCCACAACCAACCCAAACCCCUCCAAACUGGCUCAAAAGUUUGGAGGGUCUGACAAGUGCCCCCGAUGUGGCAAGGCUGUCUACGCUGCUGAGAAGGUUAUCGGAGCUGGGAAUGCCUGGCAUAAGACUGGGUGUUUCACCUGUGCCACAUGUGGGAAAAGCCUGGAGUCAACCACACUGGCUGACAAGGAUGGAGAAAUCUACUGCAAAGGCUGUUAUGGCAAACACUUUGGUCCAAAAGGAUUUGGGUAUGGACUUGGAGCUGGGGCGUUGGCGCACACCCAGUAGGAGCCAUUCUGGCAGGUGUCCAGAAAACUGCACUUCUUUCCACGUCCUGCAGAGGAUCGGCUGCUGCAUUUACCCAGAUAAAAGUAUAAUCUUUACACAACCCUGUCUGAAUAUCCUGUACGCUUGUUAAGAUUACACCAACAUCGUCCCAUAGGAAACGAAUGCUGAUAUAGUUAUACCAAUGCAUAAAAACACUCUAUACUUACAAACAGGCAUCUAUUCACAGCUGCAGGAUGUUUAGGUCAGCUUUUGGUUUAAAGCCAUUUCAACAUAAUUCUGAACAUGCUGCUUUGAUCUGUAUCACAAAAUAAAACAGUCUAUGUCAUGAAGUCAACUUUCUCUUGUUUAUAACAUGUAUCCCUGGCCUGACAAUGACGAAUAAAAUGGAAA